This is a messenger RNA of Chelmon rostratus (copperband butterflyfish), 2020 nucleotides long. It is a transcript of the gene mep1a.1, whose product is annotated as meprin A, alpha (PABA peptide hydrolase), tandem duplicate 1. The coding region runs from base 1 to 1806 and encodes 601 amino acids. Gene Ontology annotation, molecular function: metalloendopeptidase activity; protein binding; zinc ion binding. Gene Ontology annotation, cellular component: membrane. The record is from RefSeq and is a predicted model, not a curated record. Gene Ontology annotation, biological process: proteolysis. NCBI's taxonomy places the organism in Eukaryota, Metazoa, Chordata, Actinopteri, Chaetodontiformes, Chaetodontidae. The transcript has 14 exons.
AUGACGGAGAGAGUGCUUUUAUUGUUUGGACUAGUGGCUCUCGCCGCUACUUAUACUAUACCUGAAACUCCUGAUGUACACGAGGUGUAUGAGAAUGGUGAGGAUGAGAACCCCAUCCUGAACCGAGGUUCAGGUGCAAACCUGUUUGAAGGGGACAUGCUAAUUCCAGAAGGAAGGAAUGCUCUGAUUGACACAAGAUACAGAUGGAAAUUUCCAAUCCCUUACAUUCUGGGUGAUGAUUUGGAUCUGAAUGCCAAGGGCUGUGUCCACCAGGCUUUUGAAAUGUACCGGCUGAAGUCGUGUAUUGACUUCAAGCCUUAUGAGGGAGAGAAGACAUACAUCAAGUUUGAAAAGAGAGAUGGGUGUUUCUCCAGCGUUGGUGACCAACAGAACGGUCAGAUUCUGUCUUUGGGCCCAGGCUGUGAUCACAAGGCGGUGAUUGAACAUGAACUACUCCACGCCCUGGGAUUUUACCACGAACAGUCCCGCACAGACAGGGACGACUAUGUGGAUAUCUGGCUGGAUCAGGUUUUACCAGGGCUUGAGCACAACUUCAACAAAUACAACGAUGACUUCAUCACAGAUCAAAACACGGCGUACGACUACGAGUCUAUCAUGCAUUACAGGCCCUUCUCGUUCAAUAAGAACGAAUCCAUCCCCACUGUCACCACCAAAAUCAAAGAGUUCAACAACAUCAUCGGCCAGUACCUCGACUUCAGUGAGCUGGACACCCUCAGGCUCAACCGGAUGUACAACUGCUCUGGUCCUCUCACCCUGCUGGACCAGUGUACCUUUGAGUCCGCCAGCAUCUGCGGGAUGAUCCAGUCUUCCACUGAUGAUGCUGACUGGGUCCACACCGAAAGCAGUGUGGCUGCAGAGGAUCACACACUCCUGGGAAAAUGCAGAGACGCUGGGUACUUCAUGCACUUCGAUACCAUGACCGGGGCGCCUCAGGGGUCUGCUGUGCUGGAAUCCCGAACCCUCUACCCCAAGAGGAAGCUUCAGUGUCUGCAGUUCUUCUACAAGAUGACUGGAAGCUCCACGGACAAGCUGGUGAUCUGGGUCAAGAUGGAUGAUGGCACAGGCAACGUUCGUAGGAUGAAGAAAAUACACACCUUUUCUGCGGAUUCUGACCACUCAUGGAAGAUCGCCCAUGUACCAAUGGAGGUAGGGGUGAAAUUCCGCUAUGCUUUCCAAGCUGUGAGUGGUAAACCCAGUGAAUCCACUGGUGGCAUCUACAUCGAUGACAUCAGCUUGACCGAGACACGCUGCCCCAAUGCAGUGUGGAGGAUCCGGAACUUCUCCCAGAUCAUGGAAACAGCUAACACGAGCACAUUUCUUGACAGCCCUCGUUUCUACAGCCCUGAAGGCUACGGUUAUGGGGUUCGCGUCGUGCCUCUGUCGAGUUACAGUGAUUAUACAGGGAACUACACAGGGCUGUACUUCUUCCUGGCCAGUGGGGAGAAUGAUGUGGUGUUGAAGUGGCCAGCAGUAAACAGACAGGCCACCUUGGUGGUGAUGGACCAAGACCCUGACAUUAAGCUGAGGAUGUCCACCGCUCGCAGCCUCACGACUGAUAUGAUGACUUCAUCAAAUGGAAUGUUUUUUUGGGACAAUCCCUCCAAAGUGGGGACAUAUGAUUCUGACUGUAAUUGCUACAAAAGUGAAACAUGGGGCUGGAGGAACUUUGUCAAGCACUUUGACCUCAGACGGCGUAACUACCUCAAGAAUGAUGACCUCAUCAUCUUCAUCGACUUUGAGGAUAUAACAGCACUGAUCAAAACAGAAGUUCCCGCUAACCCAUAGGAGGAUCCUGCGUAGAUCACAAUUGACUUGAGAUGCAGCAUAUGCAGCUGGGAUGAGAAGAACAACUGUGAAGAUGAAGUCUGGAUGAUUACUGCUGUGACACAAUAUCAAAAUUAUACACAAAAUUUACAAAACGUGACAUAUAAAGUUGUAUUUGGCCUGUAAUAUUGAACUGUCAUUGAACUGUCUAUAAAAAAUAAAUAAUAAAAACAAU